Mangifera indica (mango) is the source of this 1335-nucleotide messenger RNA. RefSeq names its product CASP-like protein 1D1. Lineage: Eukaryota; Viridiplantae; Streptophyta; Magnoliopsida; Sapindales; Anacardiaceae. The record is from RefSeq and is a predicted model, not a curated record.
CCAAGGUUGCCACCUCAUUACUUUUGACUGCCACUAGUUUUCUUUAAUCUUACAAUUAAUAUACUCCUAUCUUCUCAAACAAAAAGAUAUGGUGACAUUUUGACAAAUCAAGACUAACACCCGACCGCCACCCUGCCGCCAGCGGUGACAAAUCAGUGCCCCUGCAAUUUUAUAUAUGGCAUACAACUCAGGACUUCUCACCGCUUCCACCUAGAUAACUUUUCUUUAAUGGAUUUUGCGCAGCAAAUAAGCAAGAUAUCCCAUAACCAGCAGAUUUCAAAGUCUUGGCGUAUUAUAGGAGCAAUUUUUUAUAAGCUAAAAACUCAUCCAUAAAUGCGGAAAUGGGUUAGCGUUGACUUAUUUAAACAUAUAUGAUAUAUCCCAACUCAAAUUCAACGUCCAUGGCGAUUAUCUAUUUAUAAAUAAUUCAACUUCACCUGGCGUGCAGGAAACUGCCAAUAUUUUUAUAUUCAUGACCCUCUCUAUAUAUAGAAAUGGUUCAUCUUUUCCAUUACACAAUACUGCAAACGAAGACAUAAUAACUUUUGGGUAGUCUUUUUGCAACAAAGCUAUGGCCCCUCCCUAUAAACCAGAAACGCCUUCAAGAUUCCAAAAACAGUCUCCUUCGGUUGGAAACUGUUCCGCCGUUGAUGUGACUCUUAGGGUGUUAUUGUUUGCUGCCUCACUGAGUGCUGUUGUUGUCAUGGUUACAAGCAAGGAAACGAAGCUUGUGGCCCUGCCAGUGCCACCCUUUAGUGUCAAAAUUCCUUCCAAGUUCACUUACUCGCCAGCCUUCAUAUAUUUUGUGGUAGCACUAUCGGUUGCAGUUGCACACAGUUUCAUCACAACUCUUGUAUCACUUUCAGUGAUGGCGAAGCAGGUUUUCCCGAAACGGGUGUUGCUCCUUUUAGCAUUCUGUGACGUGGUGAUGCUGGGACUUGUAGGUUCAGCAACGGGAGCAUCAAGCGCUGUUGCGUAUAUCGGAUUGAAGGGAAACAAUCACACGGGGUGGUCAGAGAUAUGCUCCGUCUACGGCAAGUUCUGUCGUCAUAUAGGAGCUGCGUCAGCGGUUGCAUUGGUUGCUUCCAUUCUUCUUAUGCUGCUCUCUGUCCUGUCUACUUACUCUCUUUACAAAAGGGUUCGUGAUUAGAGAUAUCAGUUAUCCAAGGAUGCACUUUGUGUGUUAAUCUAAUUGUAUAAUGUGUAUUUCUGAAUGUCCAGAGUUCAUUGUAUGUUAUUUAAUUUCUUGGAGAAUUUGCUAGGACCCAAUCAUGACUUCUUUCCUUUUGUACUCAACAUAGUUUAUCCUAAAAGCCCUCUCAUCUUUGCUUCAUA